Nelumbo nucifera (sacred lotus) is the source of this 1667-nucleotide messenger RNA. NCBI's taxonomy places the organism in Eukaryota, Viridiplantae, Streptophyta, Magnoliopsida, Proteales, Nelumbonaceae. The record is from RefSeq and is a predicted model, not a curated record.
CAAAAUAAAUCAGCUCGCAUCCUCUGGAAAGACAAGUGCUAGCAAGGCCAAAAGAAGAGAAAGAGCUAUGGAAACCAUGAAAGCUCUAGUCAUGGUUGUAGUGCUGUUAGAUGGUGCAACCACCACCUAUGCUGUCUUCACCGGGCAGGGUGUUGAUUUUCAGUACCUGAAUGUCCAUGAAACAAUGGUAGCUACAAGAAUCCGGCCUUCCGAGAUAAAAAGCUUUCAAGAGUUCUCGGAAAGUAACAACGGAGAUGAAGCUGAGGGAAGGUGGAAGUUGAAGUUAGUUCACAGAGACAUGAUCUCUCUGGGAAAUUUCUCCAAUCAUCGCCACCAUCUCAGUGAACGCAUCAAAAGAGAUGUCAGAAGGGUCGCCAGCCUUACCCGCCGCCUGAGUGGUGGUGGUGGUGGUGGAGUGAAUUAUGGGGUGGAGGAUUUUGCGUCAGAGGUAGUUUCAGGCGUGGACCAGGGCAGUGGAGAAUAUUUUGUACGGAUAGGAGUUGGGAGUCCUCCAAGGAAUCAAUACAUGGUGAUUGAUUCAGGGAGUGACAUAGUGUGGGUGCAAUGCCAGCCCUGUAACCAGUGUUAUCGCCAAUUGGAUCCAGUGUUUGACCCGGCAGACUCGGCCACCUUCGCCGGUGUUGCUUGCAGCUCCACUGUCUGCGGCCUGCUUGAGAACGCCGGGUGCCGUGCCGGACGCUGCCGCUAUGAAGUGUCAUAUGGCGAUGGGUCAUACACAAAGGGGACCCUUGCGCUGGAGACGCUAACGUUUGGACGCACAGUGGUGCGGAACGUAGCAAUCGGGUGUGGCCACAGGAACCGCGGCAUGUUCGUGGGUGCCGCAGGGCUGUUGGGCCUUGGGGGCGGCUCAAUGUCCUUCGUUGGGCAGCUGGGAGGCCAGACGGGCGGUGCAUUUGGCUAUUGCCUAGUGAGCCGUGGUACAGGCUCAGGCUCAUAUGGGUCGUUGGUCUUCGGCCUUGGAGCAAUGCCGGUGGGUGGUGCAGCAUGGGUUCGACUACUUCGAAACCCACGGGCCCCAAGCUUCUAUUAUGUUGGGCUUGCUGGUCUAGGAGUGGGCGGCGUCCCGGUGUCAUUGCCUGAGGCUGAGGAUGUGUUCCGCCUCUCGGAAUAUGGAGAUGGAGGCGUUGUCCUGGACACAGGGACAGCAGUGACUAGGCUGCCAGGGCCAGCUUACCAGGCAUUGCGGGACACGUUCAUUUCUGGCACUGCAGGCCUCCCAAGAGCCCCUGGAGUGUCAAUAUUUGACACAUGUUACAAUCUUUUGGGGUUCGAGACAGUGCGAGUGCCAACAGUUUCGUUUUACUUCUCUGGUGGGCCGAUCCUGACUCUUCCGGCCAGGAACUUUCUGAUUCCGGUGGAUGAAGUGGGCACCUUCUGUUUUGCCUUUGCACCUUCUUCAACAGGGCUUUCCAUCAUUGGGAACAUACAACAAGAGGGGAUCCAGAUAUCAUUUGAUGUAGCAAAUGGGCUUGUGGGUUUUGGGCCCAGCACUUGUUAAUGUAAACCAAGGGAGAAAUGGUACAUUUUGGAGUCUAUUCUAGUGAGAUAUAUUAUAUAUAUGACAGGUAAAAAUGAGGUUCAUGUAUGUGGGUAUUAACUUAGAAUAGUGAAUUAUGCAAAAGUUAUGCGUUUCUCUUUCUCUUAAA